Molecule: messenger RNA, 348 nt
Organism: Psylliodes chrysocephalus
Lineage: Eukaryota; Metazoa; Arthropoda; Insecta; Coleoptera; Chrysomelidae
Source: the annotation of a GenBank genome assembly
AUGGUGGGUCAUAACACUUCUCCAAACGUCUAUCUGCUGAAGCCAGGGAAAGGAAAAGCGCCUCAGUUGCUGUACCAACCACAUUCUGCAGUAAAACAAAAUCUUGCCAAGCACAUGAUGUUUCUGCAAGCAAUGAGUGGAUGCGACUCGAUGUUAUCUUUAUAUAACCAAGGCAAUACUAAAUUUUUGAAGCCUCUCCCUAAAUACCCAGACCUUAAAGAGACCGUUGGGAAAUUCUUGGAUCCGUCAGCUCAGCCAACGGCAAUUGCUGCUGCUGGAGAAACAUGUUUGGUGGCCCUGUACAGGGCUAACCAUCUAACAGCUUCCUUAAAUUCGCAGCGAUACUAG